Messenger RNA from Morus notabilis, 2262 nucleotides. RefSeq names its product probable protein S-acyltransferase 6. Gene Ontology annotation, molecular function: protein-cysteine S-palmitoyltransferase activity. The transcript is spliced from 6 exons. Gene Ontology annotation, cellular component: Golgi apparatus; endoplasmic reticulum. The record is from RefSeq and is a predicted model, not a curated record. NCBI's taxonomy places the organism in Eukaryota, Viridiplantae, Streptophyta, Magnoliopsida, Rosales, Moraceae. Gene Ontology annotation, biological process: protein targeting to membrane; peptidyl-L-cysteine S-palmitoylation. The coding region runs from base 730 to 2040 and encodes 436 amino acids.
AAAAGAAGAAGAAAAAAAAAAGAGGAAAGAGACGAGGGGUGUUAUGAAACUUUUGACUUCAGAAGUGAUGGCAGGCGUACGAUGUGGCAUGUGGCAUAAACUUCAUUUAAGUUCUGAUAUUAAUUUGUAGACUCAACACAACAGCCACUGUCCGCUUUUUAAGUAGUUUGGUUUGCUGCAAUGAGCUCCUCCGUCUCUUAUUAACUUAUUCUUUUUAAAAAAAAAAAAAAAAAAACUCAGGUGUGAAUAAACCCACCUCCAAAAGAAAAGAAGGAAAAGAAAAAAAGAAGAAGAAGAUGAAAAAAAAAAGAUGGUAACUUUGAAACAUGGUCAGUGCAGAGAGAGGAGACUUUAAAAGAAAAAGAAAAAGAAAAGGGUGAAGAUUGAUUAAAAUGAACUAAUUUAAUUGCUAUUUGCAACCACAAAAUUUCCAUUAGUUUUAUUUUGAGGCCUAUCUCUCUCUCUCUCUGAUUCUCAGUCCUUGGCGAAAAUAAUAAUAAAAAUGAUAACAAUAAUUGAGAAUUAAAUCAGAAAAUUGAAGCCUAUUUUUUUGGUGGGGGCGACCAUUAGGGAUCCAACUCGGCGCCGGCGGGAUGAUGGUCUGGUCAGGUUGAGAUGGUCAGCCAUGGUUUGCGAAUGAGGGAAUUGGCCAUUGCAUUUGCAUUUGCAUUUGCUGCUAAAUCACAAAUUCACAAUCAAAAAAGCUAACCCAAAAAAAAAAAGAAAGCAAUGAAGGCCAGAAAUGAAGUUCCUUCAGACUCAAACCGCCACAUCAUUGACAGCCAUCAAUAUCAAUACGAAUAUGAUCCCUCCAUCCGAGUUUAUCAGCUUUGGAAAGGCAGCAACAGAUUUUUCCUCAACGGCAGACUUAUUUUCGGUCCGGACGCGAGAUCGUUAUUCCUCACCGUGUUCCUCAUCCUUGCUCCAGUGAUCCUGUUCUCCGCAUUUGUUUCUCAAAGACUCAUUGUUGAAUUCCAUCACAAUCUCGGCAAUCUUAUUGUCGCCAUAUGCAUUAUCUUCACCAUUUUUAGUUUGGUUAUUUUACUAUUCCAGGUUAUUAUUCUCCUCUUCCUUACAUCCGGAAGAGAUCCCGGCAUUAUUCCUCGCAAUCAGCAUCCUCCAGACCCAGAAGAGGGACAUGUUGGCUCUAGCAUCUCAUCUGAUUGGCCGUCAAAUCACGAUGGAGCUCCAAGUUUUCCCCCCACAAAAGAUGUUAUAAUUAAUGGGCACAUAGUUAAGGUCAAAUAUUGUCAGACGUGCAUGUUGUAUCGCCCGCCCAGAUGCUCCCAUUGCUCCAUAUGCAAUAAUUGUGUUGAGCGUUUUGAUCACCAUUGCCCAUGGGUGGGACAGUGUAUUGGGAAGAGGAAUUACAGAUUAUUUUUCAUGUUUGUCUCCUCCACAACCUUGCUGUGCCUUUAUGUUUUUGCCUUCUGCUGGGUAAACAUCAGGAAAAUAAUGGAUGCUUACCAUUGUAAUCUCUGGAGGGCUUUUAUGAAAUCUCCAGUCUCAGGAAUUCUGAUUUUCUACACAUUUGUAGCAUCUUGGUUUGUAGGGGGUCUCACCGUAUUUCAUCUCUAUUUAAUUUGCACCAAUCAGACAACAUAUGAAAACUUCAGAUAUCGCUAUGAUAGGAAAACAAAUCCUUAUAACCGUGGGUGCGCUCGCAAUUUUGUGGAGAUAUUCUUGUCUAAAAUUCCAAGCUCAAAAAACAAUUUCAGGGCUAAGGUGAAGGGGGAGUCAUCUUCUGUGUCCAACACUCCAAUGUCAUUGGGGCAUUUGAGGAGCCUGGAGAUGGCCAAAACAAGUAUAGAGAUGGAGAUGGGAAAGCGACAUGGUGUUGCUGCCGAAGAUUUUGAAGAUUUACAGAGUCAGAUGGACAGUGUUGGUGGAUUGGAGAGGUGCGGUACCGAGCCAAAACAUCAUACAAACUGGGAUCACAAAGCUAACUGGGAAAUUACUCCUGAUAUACAGAUGUUGGCUGCAGAGUUCGGUAUGGGAUAUGGUACAACGGACAGACAGAAAAUCCACGGACGCCUUUGAAGUUUAAUGGUCUUGAGCUAGUCCUUAAUUGUCCUUGAGCAUGAACUAACUCAAAAGUUGUUUUUUUAUUGCUCUGUUUUGUCAUUUCAUAUUUUGCAAAGGUAGAGAUUGUAGGUCCAGGUACAUGCUUUUUUUGGGUGAUUUCUGUAAUGCAGUGGUUUAUGAUGAGGAUUGGACUGAUUAAAUGUCGAUAUAUUUAUUAAUGUUGAAGAAAGAAAGAGA